Messenger RNA from Trematosphaeria pertusa, 2406 nucleotides. RefSeq lists its product as uncharacterized. Gene Ontology annotation, cellular component: translation release factor complex. The record is from RefSeq and is a predicted model, not a curated record. NCBI's taxonomy places the organism in Eukaryota, Fungi, Ascomycota, Dothideomycetes, Pleosporales, Trematosphaeriaceae. The transcript has 13 exons. Gene Ontology annotation, biological process: nuclear-transcribed mRNA catabolic process, deadenylation-dependent decay; translational termination; translation. Bases 110 to 2263 code for a protein of 717 amino acids. Gene Ontology annotation, molecular function: GTP binding; translation release factor activity; GTPase activity.
GCACGCAGCCCCGCCGUCGGCCCGCCGUUCUUGACUUUCGACCACCGCGCAGCCCCGCUUCACCCACGUCGAACACCCCGGCGUGCUCUGGCCGACCGCGUCUCUCACAAUGGCCGACUCGUGGGAGCAAGAGGAGGAGAGGCUCGCUGAGCAAGCCCAAAACCUCAAUAUCAACAAUUCGCAAGCGCAAGGGGGUUUCCGCCCCGGCGCGUCGUCCUUCACGCCCGGCGCACAAAGCUUCACCCCUGGCCAGGGGUACCAGCAAUAUGGCGGGGGAUACGGCAACUAUUACAACCAGCAGGCAUACGGAGGCUACCAGCAAUACGGAGGACAACAGGGCUAUCCACAGUACGGCCAACAGCAGUAUGGGGGCCAGCAAGGCUAUCCGCAAUACGGUUACCAGUACCAGCAGCAGCAACAGCAAUUUCAGCCCCAACAACAGCAGCAACGUCAGGCGCCGGUGCAGAUUGCGAAGAGGCCAGCAGCCGGCGGCAGUGGCUCGGAAUCCCCCGUACCUGCUCCUGCGUCUGAACAAAAACAGGAGGCUCAACCGAAGGCAAAGGUGUUGAGCAUCGGUGGAGAUGCUGCGCCCAAGGCAAAGGUUCUGUCUAUAGGCGCCGAGGCCGCCGCGCCCAAGGUUGAAAAGGCAGGCCAGACUAAAGUCCUCUCCAUAGGCUCGACCGCCCCGGCGCCGUCCUCCGUCAAGGACGGUGUAGACCCAAAGGCGCCCGAGGCCGGCGCAAAGGUCGCCGCCGCAAAAGCCAUCGAGAAGACGGGCGAGCCGACCAAGGCGUCUCCUAGCGCGUCUGGCAAGACUUCACCAACCCCAUCCACUGGACGGAGCAGCCCCUCUCGUGCCAGCGAUGCCAAGGCUGCGGCUCGGGCAGCAGACGUGGAAAAGGAGCAGGCCGAAGACGUCGAUGAGGAGCUCUUGGAAGAAAUGUAUGGCAAGGAGCACGUCAACAUCAUUUUCCUGGGCCACGUUGAUGCCGGCAAGUCAACGCUCGGAGGUAGCAUUCUCUACGCCACCGGCAUGGUAGACGAGCGGACUAUGGACAAAUACAAAAAGGAAGCUAAGGACGCUGGACGAGAGACGUGGUACCUGUCAUGGGCGCUAGAUCUCACCAAGGAGGAGCGGUCCAAGGGCAAGACGGUGGAAGUCGGCAGAGGCUUCUUUGAGACUGAUAAACGCCGCUACUCCAUCCUAGACGCUCCGGGCCACAAGACGUAUGUACCAAACAUGAUUGGUGGCGCGGCUCAGGCCGACGUGGGUAUUUUGGUUAUUUCAGCACGAAAGGGAGAGUACGAGACUGGAUUUGAAAAAGGCGGACAGACACGUGAGCAUGCUAUGUUGGCCAAGACUCAGGGCGUCAACAAGCUGGUCGUAGUGGUCAACAAGAUGGACGACCCGACCGUCGAAUGGUCCGAAGACCGGUACAAGGAGUGCACGACCAAGUUGAUGGCCUUUCUCAAGGGCGUAGGAUACAACCCAAAGACAGACCUUGCGUUCAUGCCCAUUAGCGCACAAACCACCGUCGGCAUCAAGGAUCGAGUGUCGAAGGAUCUUGCUCCCUGGUAUGGUGGACCGUCACUCCUCGAAUAUUUGGACAACAUGAAAGCUCUCGAACGCAAGGUCAACGCGCCCUUCAUGAUGCCUAUCGCUGCUAAGUAUCGCGACCUAGGAACAAUGGUCGAGGGUAAAAUCGAGUCGGGAGUCCUCAAAAAGGAUAGCAAGUACUUGAUGAUGCCCAACAGAGAGACCAUCUCCAUUGCUGCCUUAUAUGGAGAGCAGGAAGAUGAGAUUCAGGCAGCGACAUGCGGAGACCAGGUCCGAAUUCGUUUGCGAGGCGUCGAAGAGGAGGAUAUUCUACCAGGAUUCGUCCUGUGCUCUCCCAAGAGACCGGUACACUGUGUCUCGGCGUUUGAAGCACAAAUCGUUCUGCUCGAACUCCGGUCGAUCCUGACUGCAGGGUUUAAUUGCGUUUUGCACGUGCAUGCUGCUCAGGAAGAAGUCACAUUCUCUGCGCUCCUCCACAAAUUAGAAAAGGGCACUGGGCGUAAGAGUAAGAAGCCCCCGGGCUUCGCCACAAAGGGAAUGAGCAUCAUCGCACGGUUGCAGGUCACAGGCACCGCAGGAGCGAUUUGCGUGGAGCGUUUUGAGGAUUAUCCACAGUUGGGACGGUUCACACUGCGAGACCAAGGCCAGACAAUCGCCAUUGGAAAGAUUACCAAGCUCAUCACGGAUCCGUCGACAGUUUCUUAAACAAGCCAAAAGAGCCUUGCAUGGAUUGAAUCGGUAGACAGAGGGCUCUUGGUGGCGACGUCAGCGUUCGUAGCACAACGACGAUCGGAUUGUAGCGAUCCGACACAUAGACCAAAAGAAUAUGGAUGCGUAUCUCUGCUUCA